AUGGCCCCUGCACUAAGGUUGACACGCGAAAUCACAGAGAAGCUACCAUUUUUUUGCUGUUUUUUUUUGGCGCCAUCGACGGCGUUUGCUCAAGUCGAUUCAGCGACGCGCUCGUCCUGGGAUGUUCCACAGUUUGGUGAUUGUGGUCAAAUGGACAGGCAUGAGCUCGUGUCACUCAGUGAAGAGAACCUGGUCGUUGGAGACAGAAAGGACUUACUCGCCUUCAAAUCCAUAGUCGCGUCCCGGAAAUGGAGCCUAGAAUGCGUCCACAAAUACACAUCUCAAGCCAACGACUACUCUUGCAUGUGCCCAACAGUUCUCAACUCAGUGAAACUGCGCGCCAGCAUAUACAGCCCCCACACCCACCACUGCUUCUCCACUGCUACAUCGACAACGGCCUAUGUCUCUGCCUUGUCGAAGCCCAGCGCUUUGCACGCAAAUCCCCCAUUCCCCCACCCCCCUUCCUCUUCAAAUAUACGAUAUGCGCCGAGGCAGGCCCCUCCCCCCGUGAAACGUAGAAAACCCGUGCAUCCCAUCACGCAACCAUAUUCAUUUAUUCUUGCCACGUUUGGCUUCGAGGAAGAGGACUUGUUUGCGCACUAUCAAAAGACAUUAGCACAGCUCUCCAGCCCUGCGAUAACGAAUGCCAUUGCCCCCAAUUCCCUGUCAUAUUCAGACAAUGCGCUUCCAGCAAGGACAUGCUCGCUCGCAGCGGGUACAAGGAAUUCGCAGGACCGAGGCCCCGAGUUAUGGUUGUGGUGGUGUGCAUACCAAUAG
Molecule: messenger RNA, 777 nt
Organism: Plenodomus lingam JN3
Lineage: Eukaryota; Fungi; Ascomycota; Dothideomycetes; Pleosporales; Leptosphaeriaceae
Source: RefSeq, a predicted model, not a curated record